Messenger RNA from Pteronotus mesoamericanus, 4347 nucleotides. It is a transcript of the gene PLAGL2, whose product is annotated as PLAG1 like zinc finger 2. The transcript is spliced from 3 exons. Gene Ontology annotation, biological process: regulation of transcription by RNA polymerase II. The record is from RefSeq and is a predicted model, not a curated record. Gene Ontology annotation, molecular function: sequence-specific DNA binding; DNA-binding transcription factor activity, RNA polymerase II-specific. Gene Ontology annotation, cellular component: nucleus. Lineage: Eukaryota; Metazoa; Chordata; Mammalia; Chiroptera; Mormoopidae. The coding region runs from base 178 to 1668 and encodes 496 amino acids.
CGUACAAUGGCCCGACCGCCGCCACUACCGGGGCCUGAACGGGCCUGGCGGAGCCCGAGCGUGGUGAAGAGAUUGUUUUCUGAAGGCUGCGUUGGAGGCCGUGACAGAGCAGAGAGCCUGUGUGGAGCCGAUGGGGAGGCUUUCUGAGUAACAUGGCCCUUCGCCGUUAGCCUUGCCAUGACCACAUUUUUCACCAGCGUCCCCCCCUGGAUUCAAGAUGCAAAGCAGGAGGAGGAAGUGGGCUGGAAACUAGUUCCCAGACCUCGGGGCCGGGAGGUGGAGAGUCAAGUGAAGUGCCAAUGCGAGAUCUCGGGGACACCCUUCUCAAAUGGGGAGAAGCUGAGACCUCACAGCCUCCCCCACCCAGAGCAGAGACCGUAUAGCUGCCCUCAGCUGCACUGUGGCAAGGCUUUUGCCUCUAAGUAUAAGCUGUAUAGGCACAUGGCCACCCACUCAGCCCAAAAACCACACCAGUGCAUGUACUGUGAUAAGAUGUUUCACCGCAAGGACCAUCUCCGGAACCACCUGCAGACCCAUGACCCCAACAAGGAGGCUCUCCACUGUUCCGAAUGCGGUAAGAAUUAUAAUACGAAGCUGGGCUACCGGCGUCAUCUGGCCAUGCAUGCCGCUAGCAGCGGUGACCUCAGCUGUAAGGUGUGCCUGCAGACCUUUGAGAGUACCCAGGCCCUGUUAGAGCACCUGAAGGCCCAUUCACGCCGGGUAGCAGGGGGUGCCAAGGAGAAGAAGCACCCCUGUGACCACUGUGACCGGCGGUUCUAUACUCGUAAGGAUGUGCGGCGGCACCUGGUAGUGCACACAGGCCGGAAGGACUUCCUGUGCCAGUACUGUGCCCAGCGGUUUGGCCGCAAGGAUCAUCUGACACGGCAUGUCAAGAAGAGCCACUCACAGGAGCUGCUCAAGAUUAAGACAGAGCCAGUGGACAUGUUAGGCCUUCUCAGCUGCAGCUCCACAGUCAGUGUGAAGGAAGAGCUGAGUCCUGUGCUGUGCAUGGCCUCUCGGGACAUGAUGGGGCCCAAGGCCUUCCCAGGCAUGUUACCCAUGGGCAUGUAUGGCACCCACAUCCCUACCAUGCCCAGCGCGGGCAUGCCACACUCCUUGGUGCAUAACACGCUGCCCAUGGGUAUGAGCUACCCUCUGGAAUCCUCACCUAUCUCUUCUCCAGCUCAGCUUCCUCCAAAAUACCAACUUGGAUCUACCUCAUACUUGCCCGACAAAUUGCCCAAAGUGGAGGUGGAUAGUUUUCUGGCGGAGCUUCCUGGAAGCCUGUCUCUCUCAUCCGCUGAACCCCAGCCCGCCUCACCUCAGCCGGCGGCAGCUGCGGCCCUCCUAGAUGAAGCACUGCUCACCAAGAGCCCCGCCAACCUCUCUGAGGCCCUCUGCGCUGCUAAUGUGGACUUCUCCCACUUACUGGGCUUUCUUCCACUCAACCUGCCCUCGUGUAACCCACCUGGGGCCACGGGAGGCCUGGUCAUGGGCUACUCCCAGGCUGAGGCACAGCCCCUGCUCACCACAUUGCAAGCUCAGCCUCAAGAUUCCCCGGGAGCUGGGGGACCUCUGAACUUUGGGCCCCUGCACUCCUUGCCUCCUGUCUUCACCUCUGGCCUGAGUACCACCACCCUGCCUCGUUUCCACCAGGCAUUCCAGUAGCCCCCAAGGAGGCCCUCAGCUCAGUCUUGGACUCUGUCAGGGAGCUUCAGUACCCAUCCCAUCUGCAUGCCCUGUAAACGCAGCUGAGCUCUCAGAGCUGGGUUCAAACAGAAAAUAUUCCAGUAUCUGUAUGGAGCACUUGGUUUGGGGGCUCAGGCUCCAGGAUCAGUUCCAGGAGGAGCCUUGAGCCCCAACCCCAUGAAAAGAUCGCAUACUAUAGGACUUCAGGUAUUUUUACUUUUACUUUUUUUAAUCUGAAUCGGGAGCCACACUUAGUCCUCUCUUUCUCCAAAGUGUCAGAACCUCCUCCUCUUUGGAGAAUGGGGAGACCUGUUGGAGACACAGAGGGUUUCACUUUGGAUGACCUCGAGAAAAAUAGCUGAAGAAGCCCGCCUUCUGGUCCCAACCUGCCGACUCCAUAGCAGUUGGUCAGGCCCUGCUGUAGAGGGUCACCUGGCUCCAUCACCUGCUUCCAAUGAACGGGCAGGAGAGAGGGCCUCUGUUCUUCCUCACCACCUCCAUCCCACUUUUACCAGCACCUACAUUUUCAGUCAGUGUUGUCCAGCAACGUUACUGUUUACACAGUCGCUUCAGACUCACCAUUUCACCUCUCUUGCCGAGCUGUUAGCCUUAGAAUGAUUGCAGUGAACAUUGUUUACACACCGUGAAUUCAUUCCCACCAGUCCAUUCCAGUUGGCACCAGCUGGAACCUUUUGGUACCUGGUGUUAACCGGAGCCCUGUUUACAAGGCGGAGUCGGGUCUCGCUGACUUCUCUUCACUUGAGGUCAUAUUUUUCCCCUGUGGGGAAAUAAACUGACUUUGGACUGCUUCAGUCUCUGCCAUCUUCCAUGACUGUGUCGUUCCUGCCUUCCUCAGCAGUGUCUGCAGGAGACAGGCAAGAAGAUUGGAGCAGUUUCUCACAGGUCUGCAAUUCUGUGUUUCUCCAAGUAUAUAUCAUGAUCCCCUCAUCCUACUUUUGAACUGGGGCGGGGAAGAAAUGAAAGACAUGCCCACUUCCAUCACCUCCCCAUCCCCUAACCCCAACCCUGAACAUCAUGAGCUGUUAUCACUAGUCUUAGGAGGGACUUGGGUUCUAGACUGGUGUGAAAAGCAAAGGAGAGGGUGUGAACCCUCAUUUGUCUCUCCUACCUGUCCAUUUUCCAGGAAGUUGUAGAAUCGUAGGAAGAGUUUUCAGGAAGUUGGGACUGGGCAGAUCGAUCGGUAAAUCCUAAUCUGUGGGUGCAUCAUUGCCUCCCACCAAACUUCUCUUACCCACAGUGUCCCUCUCUCUACUUUGCAGUUUCCUUGGACUCAGGGCCACUGUACAUAGGCUUUUCUGCUCUCCAUCAAAAAACUUCCACUUUCCUGUUGUGGCUUCCCCCAGUUUUGUCCCCAAUACUCAGCAAGGUUUCUUGCAACAAAUGAUAAGUUCUUCUGACUUGUGGGGCUCUGCCAGAGACAGCACAGCCCUUGCCCAGCCAAACCUCAUCCUUCAUCUCAGUUCUGCAUGGGCACUCUUCCCAUUCAUGGAAGGGAGGUAGCUCAGGGACCACCACUGUGGGAUCCUUUUGAGAUACUUCCACUCUUGAUUCAGAAACACACUCCUACCUCUUUACUGUUAACUCCUACAGAUGCAGCCAGCAGUCUCUGGGCACUUCUCUCGGUGUGUGCCUCGUGCUGGCUUCUCCACUAGGGUUUCAGGACAAACUACUGAGGAACUGCCUCAGUCUCCUCCUAGUCCUCUCCCCUCACCCUUCUGUCUAGAAAUAACUUUGGUAUAUCGUCAGAAACUGAGCAGGUGCAAGACACAGGCUUCUGCUUCAGACCAGGCCAGUACUCUUUGUUUGAGGUGAAAGCCUUAAACUGUAGCUCCCUAGCCCUUGAUUGGAAGCAAUGUGGAGUGAAUAAGCAUGUUUUUGAUUUAGGCAGGGUAGCUUGGGAUACCUUUAAAAAAAACAAAACCAGAUAUAAAAAUGUCUGGCAAAGUUAGAAUCAGACUAGGUGAUUUGCUUCUAAAAAUUAGUUUCAGUGAGUCCCAGGGACUGAUUAAAGUUUAUUUUUAAAAGCGUCCGCCUUGGUACGCAGCCACCUCCUGCAUGCUGUGCAUGUUAUUGGGACUCGUAUUACAGGAAAUGGUAUGUGAGGAUCCAAGCAGGACUCAGUGCUGCCAUUCUCCUUGUCUCUGGUCUUCAUCACUAGACCCAGCAAUCCUCCCCCUCCCUGUCACCUUCCGUACACCCUUUGUUUACAGAGGUAAAUGGGCCUCUGGCCACAGGAUAUAGUCUCAGGCUGUUAGAGGAGACCCCUCCUCUUUGCCUUCUCUUUCCUGUCCCAUCCUUGAAUCCUCUCCAUUAGUGAUGUUGGGAAACUCACAGGACAGGCAGAGUGAAUAUUUAAAACCUUGUAACUGGAGCCUUGCCUUUCCUCUCCUUCCAUCCUGCCCCUUUACCUCUUCCUUCAAUGCCCUGACCACCCACAAGGAAUUUCCCUAUCACUGUGAACUUUGCUGGUGCAGAGGAACGUCUGCCUUCACCAUUUUUUUUUUUUUUUUUUUUUUUUACCAUAGCCACCCAGCUGUUUCUUAAACUUCCCUUUCCUUAAUUAAAACAAACAAACAAAAAAGCCUUAUUAGCCUGGUUGUUCAAAGAAUAAUAGCAUAUCCUACACUCAGUACCAAA